CAAUCAAUACAAAGCAAAAUCCAUUUCAAUGGAGCUCCAAGUAGUAGUAGAAACAACUUCCACCACCUACAUCAAACCUUCUUCCCCAACCCCACCCCACCUCCAAAUCUACAACAUCAGCGGAAUGGAUCAAAUCAACCCGCAAAUCUACGGCCCCGUCAUCCUCUUCUACCCUCCUCCGCCGCAACCCGACCACCGCCGAUCAUCCCUCCUCAAGCAGUCCUUAUCCGACACCCUUUCUCGCUACUUCCCAUUAGCCGGAAAAUUCAGACACGACGGCCUCUCCAUCGACUGCAGCGCCGCCGCCGCCGGGGCUUACUACGCCGAGGCCAGAAUCGUCAAUAAAAACACCUCCCUCUUCCAAUUCCUCGCCGAAUUAAACCUCGCCGCAAUCAAACACCUCUUCCCCCUUUCCGCGGUGGAGAAUAAUAACAUCUUAUCCCCGCCGCCGCCGGGAUCCCCUGUAAUCCUCUUGCAGGUAACGUGGUUCCCCUGCGGCGGCGCUUCGAUCGCUCUGCUGGUGGCGCACAACGUGCUCGAUGCUUCGUCGAUCGGGUGCUUCCUCCGUGCCUGGGGCGGCGCCGCCGCGGCUCUGAUCCGGAAUCAGCCGCCGUUGGCCGGUGGUGGUGAUGGUGGUUCUGGGAUUUGGGAUCCGAAAUUCGGCGGGGAUUCGAUUUUCCCGCGGAAUGAGAUGCGAUCGCCGUCUCCGGCGGCGGUGACGGCGGCGGAGCAGAGGAAUUCGCCGGCUGUUACCAGAAGGUUCGUCUUCAAUGCUGCGGGAUUGGCCAGUCUCAAAGAGAAAUUGAAGGAGCCAAUGAUCAGCAGAGUCCUAGCAGUGACUGCAAUUCUUUGCGAGUCCAUUCUGCGCGCAAUCACCGCCAGCAGAGCGCCGCCGUCGGCGGUAGUCGUGACCCAAGCUGUGAACCUGCGGCGGAAGGGGUACCCGCCGUUUCCAACGAAUUCAUUCGGAAACUACGUAAUCAACGCCGUCGCUACGAUCGACCCACGAGAGAUUGAAGACCCGAGCUGCUGCCUGGUGAAGCUGCUGAUGGAUUCGGUGGCGAAGAGGAGCGGCGGCGGGUUCGUGAGCAAGAUUCAGGGGAGGGCAGGGGCGGCUCUGUUGGCGGAGGCGGCGGCAGACGAGUACAGGGCAGGACGGCGGCGGAUCGGUUUCACGAGCUGGAGCCGGCUGGGGUUGUACGACGCGGAUUUCGGGUGGGGGGAGCCGGCGUGGCUGGGCUUGCUGCCGAGCGAUCAAGCGGACGACGGCGGCGGCGGGGUGAUGGAUUUGGUGAUGAUUUUGGACACCAAGGACGGGAGUGGAUUGGAAGCGUGGGUGUUUUUGGAGGGAAAUGAAAUGGGUAUGUUGGAGAAUGACGAGAAACUCCUCUCCUUUGCUUGUUUGGAUCCCAGGCCGCGGUUUAUUCCGGAUUCGACUGUUCGAUCUCGACUCUAACCUGGGAUCCAAUUUCGAACAUGGAUUUGAUUCCAAUUGUCACCUCAAAUUUUUUCAAUGAACCUCGACGUGGCUAGUGUGUUUGUCUCAUCUCCUACACUAACACUACUAGCCUUUGUCCUCGAGCUUAGUUGACUUCAUUUUGGUCCUCAUGUUUUACUUUUGAGAUUGUGGAGGGCAAGUUGCUACCUCAAAACCCUAAAUUGCAAGUUUUGCAUAGUUAGGACAAAGAAAGCAAGACUUUUCAUUGCUUACAUAUAUAAUUACUAGCUGCUUAAUUCCUUGGAACUCUUUACACAUCAUAGCUUAGGGUGAGGGUACCUUCAUCACAUAAAGUGAAAGAACAAAAAUGGCAAACCAUAUCUAAAUACUAAUUAACAUAACACAUAUACUCAUAUAGUCCUAUUAAAAUACACUUAGUUGUACUUAUACACAUUAUCUUUUGAUCAAAGGCCUAGUUGAGCAGGCUCAAGGUGCUAAUGGGCCUGGGAGGGAAUUGGGCCUUAUUGGGCUGUGGUGGGUAGUUGUGGUGAAAUAUUGUGGGUGGGAGGGAGUGUACAUAUUUGCAAUUGGGGCAACAAGGAGAUGACUUGGAGAGUAUCACAAGGAGGUGACAAUUCAAACAUGCCAAUGCCACCAUGUUAUUGUCCUUGUCAUCAUCAUUAGUACUACUACUUCCACCAUCACUAGGACUGAAAUUCCCUUCUUGUGAUGGUGAGGCUGGAAUUUGGUGAUGGUGAAGCUUCAUCAUGUUGUGUUGAUGGUGAUCACUCACAUUGUUGUAGUACUUGCUCGGCGAUGAGAUGUUGAGCUCCAGGUCCAGGCUCCUGUUGUUUCGAUCGUUUUCGUUGUCAUGGUACGCGUCCUUUGGUCGGUUCCAGCUCUUUCUUGACGUCUUCCUGUUGAAGUAGUACAUCGUUCCCGACUGUACCACAUAUCAAGAAUCGCAAAUCGAUUAGACAAGUUGGACGUGACAGCAACUUAACUAUGACGAGACCACGACACGACUCGAGUUGUGAAUUUGUACAGUCUCUCUCUCUAUAUCAGUCAAUCGUUGAUAGGUCGAUGAGCUAAGAGUGGGGUAAGUCUACAAACUUAAGCAUAGUAAACAAACUUUCUUAUUAUUC
Molecule: messenger RNA, 2583 nt
Organism: Linum trigynum
Lineage: Eukaryota; Viridiplantae; Streptophyta; Magnoliopsida; Malpighiales; Linaceae
Source: the annotation of a GenBank genome assembly